Molecule: messenger RNA, 1226 nt
Organism: Austrofundulus limnaeus
Lineage: Eukaryota; Metazoa; Chordata; Actinopteri; Cyprinodontiformes; Rivulidae
Gene: arl3l1
Product: ADP ribosylation factor like GTPase 3, like 1
Exons: 6
Coding region: 273-836 (187 amino acids)
Molecular function (GO): GTPase activity; GTP binding
Source: RefSeq, a predicted model, not a curated record
GAUGACUAGAGCUAAUUCUGGCCUCCUAAUCCCAGUCCCAUCCACCCUCCCCCUCUUCAAGGAGCAGCUGACGCCCAGGUAGCCGUUAUCACUUUAACCUAUACCACUUCACAGAGACGGGAAAGAGUGAAAAGGCAGCAGUUUCUGCUUCUUCCUUUUUUUUUUAUGCCGGUGUCUCUUGUGUUUGAGCCGGAAACAUAACACACCUGUGUGAGUUUGGGUGGAGAAUGUAGCUGCAGCCCUCGAUCCAGGCCACAGGACAGCACACCAAGAUGGGAGAAGCUCAAAAGGGCUUACUCUCUGUCAUAGAGAAACUGAAGGGAUCCUCGGAACAGGAGGUCAGGAUAGUUCUUCUGGGACUGGACAACGCCGGAAAGACCACGCUGCUGAAAAGCCUGGCCUCCGAAGACGUGAACACCAUCACGCCAACGCAGGGCUUCAACAUAAAGAGCGUUGCAUCUCAUGGCAUGAAACUUAAUGUUUGGGACAUCGGAGGACAGAGGAAGAUCAGGCCCUUUUGGAGAAAGUACCUGGAAAACACCGAUCUCUUAAUUUAUGUUAUUGACAGCGCGGACAAGAAGCGGUUUGAGGAAACAGGACUGGAGCUGUCCGAGCUGAUCGAUGAGGAGAACUUAAAGGGCGUUCCGGUUCUCAUUUUUGCUAAUAAGCAGGAUCUGGCCACGGCGUCGCCGGCCAGCGAGAUCGCCGAGGGACUCAACCUGCACACGUACCGAGACCGCCAGUGGCAGAUCCAGGCCUGCUCAGCUGUGUCUGGGGAGGGAGUUCAGGAUGGCAUGAACUGGAUUUGCAACAACAUUGUGAACAAGAAAAAGUGAAACAAAAUCCCAAACUCAGACCAGAAUCGAACAAAGAACCAGCUUCAUAAAACAGGACAAGAAGAAACAAAAUUCUUUCACUUCAUCCAAACCAAGACAUAAACGACUCACCUCUGAUGUCUAAAUAAUUAUUUUUUCUGUUUACAUGUUGUGCGAUUUUUAUGAAUAUUUUGCAAAUGUAGCCGAUCUAAAUGAGCAAGUAUUGAUUCAACUAGACUUAGGGAAUGAUUAACAUCAGUUUUACCAUUAAAAAUGUCUGUUUGUAUUUCCUUCAUUUCAAGGAUCUGUACGCUUUCACUGAGAAAAACUCGGUGUGUAGUCACAUAAGCCAGAGCAGUAUGUGUGUAAUGUGAGCAUUUUUGACAAUAAAAUAGUAUUUUUUGCCUUGUU